Molecule: messenger RNA, 2563 nt
Organism: Epinephelus lanceolatus (giant grouper)
Lineage: Eukaryota; Metazoa; Chordata; Actinopteri; Perciformes; Serranidae
Source: RefSeq, a predicted model, not a curated record
GUAAAUAAAACAAAGGCGCCACGGGAGGUUAAUCUAUGAGUUAAACCUCGAGCCACAUUUACUGUAGCCUACAUUAGACAACAAUGUGUUCAGUUGAGUCUUUGAGAGAGUUUGUCAACGAGCGACUAACUGCUGCUGCUGAAGAAAUAUUGGGAGUUUUUAAAAGAAGCAUCGUCGAGUACGAGGAAGAGAUCGAUCGUCAGCGCAGACUGUUGGAUAUCGUUUUGAAGCCUGAAAUAAAGUUACACAGGACAGAGCUCCCACAGCAACAUGUGUGUAAGGAGGAGGAGGUUGUCCCUGAGCAGCAGCUCUGUAUUGAGGAGAGGAAGUCCAGUGUGGACCAAGAGGAGCCAGAGCCUCCACAGAUUAAAGAGGAAGAGGAGGAAGUGUGCAGCAGUCAGGAGGGAGAGCAGCUUGUAGUGAAGCAGGAGACUGAUGGCUUCAUGUUGACUCCUGCUGAUGAGGAAAGUGAGCAGAGUGAAGAUCAGACUCUGGACUUCAUUCAUGAUGACACUCAAAGUGCAGCAGAGAAAGAGUCUGUUGUCAUUAUACCAGUUAUAAGCUCUGUGAUACCAACCAGUGAGCACCAGCUGCUCUGUCACAACUCUCAUGUAGCUGAGAGCCAAGAUGAGGAAGAAUACCAGCAUGGAGACUCAGGAUCAACUAGAAACACAGAGCUUCAAGCAGAGAAAAGACAUCAUGAAAGUGAAAUGAACAGUAACAGUCCACACACCUCUGCUGUGAUAAACUUAAAUACAGGUAAAAAGCCUUUAAAAUGUGACAUAUGUGGGAAAGGUUUUGAGCGCAAGUCAAAAUUGCAGAGACACCUGAACAGCCACACAGGUGAGAAGCCGUACCUUUGCAAGACCUGCGGGAAAAGAUUCAGUGAGAAGUCAGGAUUGGAAAGGCAUUGUAGAAUCCACACAGGUGAGGAGCUGUUUUCUUGCACAAUAUGCAGGAAAAGAUUCAUUCAGAAGUCAGGACUGGAAAGGCACAUGACAAUCCACACAGGUGAGAAACCGUAUACUUGUAAAGUAUGUGGGAGAGCUUUCGGACGUAAUUGUUAUUUGUUAGCCCACAUGAGGACUCAUUCAGGGGAGAAGCCGUAUACUUGUAAAGUAUGUGGGAGAGCUUUCGGACGUAAUGGUGUCUUGUUGUUCCACAUGAGGACUCAUUCAGGUGAGAAACCGUAUACUUGUAAAGUAUGUGGGAGAGCUUUCGGACGUAAUGGUGACUUGUUAGUCCACAUGAGGACUCAUUCAGGGGAGAAGCCGUAUACUUGUAAAGUAUGUGGGAGACACUUCAGACAUAAUGGUUACUUGUUAGUCCACAUGAGGACUCAUUCAGGUGAGAAGCCGUAUACUUGUAAAGUAUGUGGGAGAGCUUUUGGACGUAAUGGUGACUUGUUAGUCCACAUGAGGAUUCAUUCAGGGGAGAAACCGUAUACUUGUAAAGUAUGUGGGAGAGCUUUCAGACGUAAUGGUGACUUGACAGUCCACAUGAGAAUCCACACAGGUGAGAGGCCGUAUACUUGCAAAACAUGUGGGAAAAGAUUCAGGAAUGUGUCCACAUUGACAAGGCACAUGAGAAUCCACACAGGCGAGAAGCCACAUACAUGCAAAACAUGUGGGAGAGGUUUUACAGGGAAACGUUGCCUGAUUAUCCACAUGAGAAACCACACAGGUGAGAAGCCGUAUACUUGUAAAGUUUGUGGGAGAGCUUUCAGACGUAGUGAUGUCUUGUUAGUCCACAUGAGGACUCAUUCAGGGGAGAAGCCGUAUACUUGCAAAACAUGUGGGAGACAUUUCAGAUCUAGCAGUAACUUGACAGGCCACAUGAGAACGCACACAGGUGUAAAGGUGCAUCACUUGAGCACAGAGGUUCCAGUUGAAGUCACACAUAUACAGGAGAGAGACUGUUUACAUGCAAAACAUGUGGCAGAGCUUUCAGAGGCCUGUUCCAUAAAGCAUGCUAAGAAAAGUGGGGAGUGAAGUCCAAAUCCUGAAUUUUAAUUGAAAUUGCAGGUCUGGAAAAGUUAAACUAGUGAGAUAAAGAACAAAAGGAGGAGACUGCUUUAAAGUCUGAAUGAAUUUUAUACUUGCAAGAGUCAUGGAAAACCUGGAAAAGUCAUGGAAUUAGUCAAAAUCAUUAUAAGUCACAGAACUUGUUUGUGUAUAAUGAAAUUAUUAGAAUCAUCUUCAGUGGAUAACCCUCCAUAUAAUGUAACAUAAUGGCAAAUUCAUUUUCUGAAGCUGGCGUCUUAAUGUAGCUUUAAUAUGCGUCGAUGUGUGACAAUGUUUGUUUACCAUCAGGUGUGUUUUGUCAUUUUCUCCCUCAGUUUGUCUCUCCCUUCCUGUGUGCCAAUUAUGUUUACAUAGAGUUUGAAUCUGAUGUUUGAAAAACGCCGGGCAAGUGGGGAAAGAAAAAGAAAAUUCUUCAUUAUGAGUCCUUGAAAAGUCAUGAAAAAGUUUGAAAAUAUUGUCCAUGAAAAUGUGAGCAGAACGUGUGAUUAAAAGUAUGACUGAUUUUGCAGUGAGCACAGUAAUAAACUGAUCCCAGAAGA